This is a messenger RNA of Homarus americanus (American lobster), 8133 nucleotides long. It is a transcript of the gene Wsck, whose product is annotated as putative tyrosine-protein kinase Wsck. The coding region runs from base 96 to 2372 and encodes 758 amino acids. Gene Ontology annotation, molecular function: protein binding; ATP binding; transmembrane receptor protein tyrosine kinase activity. Gene Ontology annotation, biological process: multicellular organism development; protein phosphorylation; positive regulation of kinase activity. The transcript has 4 exons. Lineage: Eukaryota; Metazoa; Arthropoda; Malacostraca; Decapoda; Nephropidae. The record is from RefSeq and is a predicted model, not a curated record. Gene Ontology annotation, cellular component: signaling receptor complex.
GGCAGCAGCGAUUGUUUGUGUCAAGCAGGUGUGGUACCUCGGGAACCUUCAUGACAGAUAUGGAAGGGAUUUGAGACAUUUUGGCAACUUAAAAGAUGGGGAGGAGUAGAGGAGCCUUGCUUGUGGCAGCAAUAGUAAUUUGUUGUUGCCACUUGCCAGUACCAGCAAAAGACAUAUCUCUGGGGUGCUUCACAGAGGAGGAGAAGAGACAUGAUUUUAUAUACCAUUCUUCCAAUGCAUCAAGCGGAACGAGUGUGACUGCCUGUGUUGAAGAGUGCAGAUCAAAAACGAUGAGAUAUGCUGGCUUAUUAAAUGGGGAUAAGUGUUUAUGUGGAGACACAUUUAGUGGUAACCCAUCAGAUUUGUGCACGGCUAAAUGUUCAGCAAAUUCCACACAGAUAUGUGGUGGUGCUGGAGUGAUGAGUGUGUAUGAAACGGGUCAUGACAUCCUCGGUGCCCCGGUGUCUCUCACGCAGGUGGACAGUAAACCUUCUAGCUUGCACAUUAACUGGGAACCACCUGCUCGAGGGCUCUCAGAAAUUCUGGAAUAUCAUGUCAGUGCCAUUCCCAUUUUUACCUAUAGUGAGAGAGACCCACCCAGACCCAUGAAGUGGGUGUUUUCUGCCCAGACUUACACUGCUUGGCUUCAUGGUGUACAGCCUGGUACAAAGUAUUCAGUAGAAGUCAAAGCUGCUUCAGCUGCUGGUCUAGGGUAUGUUCAGUCCAGGGAUAUGUGGACAAAAGUAGGAAAACCUGAAACUCCUGCACCUCCCCAAAUUAUUAGUAGAACCCCUAACGCUAUGACUGUUCAACUCCAGUCUGUCCCUCCAACCAAUGGUCCCGUUACAGCUUAUCAAGUUGUAGUCGUCGAUGAAACGGUUAGUGUAGAGCUCCAGCCACAAUUACUUGAAGAUUAUAGAGGAGCUACAGAAAAAGGCAUCCCCUAUUAUAUAACGGCUCAGUUUUCCGCUGAUAAUUUUGUGACAACGUUCAAAGUAGGUGACAGAAAACAUUAUGGUAAAUACUACAAUGCUCCAUUAAAAGAAGGAGUAGACUAUCACAUAUUACUCGGGGUUAUAAGUACAAUUAACGAAACAAAGGCAUCGUAUUCAGUCUCAAAUCAUGAACAACAUGAGAGUAGUGUACUUGAUGAGUUUAUAAAGAGAGGUGAAUAUUCUCAAACAAAUAUUCAGUUGGCUAACAACAGGAAGCUGAUUUUAGGCUUGUCCAUUGCUAUUGGUCUCUUUGGCUUCCUUCUUAUUGCCUCCAUUGUGUUAUAUGUAGCUCUGAGAGUAGUGGUCAAGAAAAAUCGUCGAUCUUCGGAAAAUCAGGAGUUGGCAAUCCAUGCACAACAACCAUAUCAGGAUGUAGAAAAUGGGUAUGCAGUCGGCGCUCACUAUGUGGACGAGGAGAUGGCCCCAACUGACCACUACCGCCAGCUGAAGGAGCGAGUUUUGAUUAUCCCCCACCAAGGGCUCAACAUUGUGGGAGAUAUUGGAACUGGUAGAUUUGGAGAAGUAAGAAAGGGUGUGGUCGUGAACAAAGCAAAUCAGACAAGUGUGCUGGUUCAGCGGAUUACAGAUGAUACUUUGGAUAGGAGUCGGAAGAUGCAAAUGUUGCGUGAAUUUGAUGCACACAUACGCAUCGAUUCCCAUCCACACAUCAUAUCUCUCGUGGGUCUCAUGGAGGAACUUAAUAUUAUCUCUGUGGCCUUUGAGUAUGAGACAGCAACUCUCAAAACCCAACUGGUGGAGAGUCGUGCUGUCCAGCACUACCCAGUUUAUGCAGAGAAGAACCGAAGGUUUUCUACUCUUGUGGAAGGACAGGCCCUUGAGAUGUUGGCAGGAGUGGCUCGAGGUAUGAGCCAUUUGGCAUCAUUAGGUGUGGUCCACGGUCAGCUUUGUGCCAGGAAUGUGGUGCUGGUGGAUGGUACUCGCCCAAAAGUUACUGGCUUUGGUCUUCUUCACUACCAUAAUGACCUUUAUGUCCCAGACUACAGACGGUGGCAUGCUGUUGAAACGCUCCGCACCAAAGGGUUGGCACCAAAGAGUGACGCUUGGUCUUUUGGCUGUUUGAUGUGGGAAAUGACCACUCUUGGUGGAACCCCCUAUGCAGAUGUGCGCACUGAAGAAGUUGCUGGCAGAGUCAUACGUGGUCUGCGCUUACCUCAGCCUCAGUAUGUUGGGGAUGAACUUUACCAAGUAAUGCUCAAUUGUUGGCAGCAAGACCUUGAUGAACGCCCCACAUUUCCUGAGCUGGAAGCCAGUCUUCAAAUGUUGGCCAGUGAUGAUGUAACUCCUUGUCUCUUGUUUUCUCUUUACCCGUCAUUCCAGUAUGAACAGUAUGCACCGCACUUAGAGUUCCUGGACUAACGUUUCAGAUUAAUUUGUCAACAAACCAGUGAAUCAUGGUGUUCAGUGUGGGUGAAAUAAAUGAAAUUUAACAAAAGUAUGUACUGUACUUAUACAGUAUGAGGAUGGUACAGUAUACAGUUUUUUUGGAAUAAAACUGUUGAUUACUCAGAAAUGCUUCAGCCAAAAACUAAAAUGUUGUGCCAAGAAAACAGUAUUGACAUGCACACUUUUUCAUUUUAAUUUUGCACAAUAAUUUCAUAUUUAGAGUUUAAACUUUAUAGGAUAAAGUUUUAAUCAAAAGUGUUCAUUACAUAGUCUUGAUUUUCACAACUGACCCAUUUUAAUACUUGUAUUAAGCUGUUGUGUAAGUGUUUUACUGUAUUCUCUUUCAGGUUUUGAUACAAAAAGAAUAAUUUAGUUAGAUGUAGAUUACCCUCUUGAUUCUUGUGAUGACAUAUUACAAGUUAAAGGUUUUACCUCAAGUUUCAGCAUGUUUUCCACAAAUUGGAAAUACUGUACUGUACUGGUAUGCUCACAAAGAAACAGGAAUACAUGUCCAUAUGAAUCAUGAAUUUAUUCAUUUAUUUCUUUGAUGUGAUGGGAACUGUAAGAAAACACAGGCAUCCUUGAUGUUUUAUCUGACUUUUUACCAACAUAAUGUUAAAAAGAUGUUUACCAUAAUGUAAUUUUUUUUUAGAACUAUAUACAGUAUAAUGUAAAUAUAUAUAAACUACCAGUAGCUGUCUUAAUGCAGAACACUUGCUUCAGCAUGCUUAUGUAUGCUUAAAUUAUUAGUACAGUACUGAAUCCUGUUUAAAAACUGAGCUACAGCUGAAUUGGGCAAGAGAUGGCUUUCUAUUAGUGUACUUAGGUAAAUUCACCUAUGCUAAAGCUUGCUAUUAUACUUGCAAUCGUACUGUAAUGAAGAAUAGGACUUAACAAAAACAGAAAAGUCUUUUAAUCAUAUACAGUAAUUAUACUGUAUAUACAAUGUAUACAGAACAUUACUGUAAUAUAUCCUGCUCAGGCAGGUCAGUAUAAAAAAGUCUUCAUCUAAAACUCUGCUGAAAACAAUGAUUUUAUUUGGUGUUUGAUAGGAUUUAUCAUUUUAAUUCAUCACCAUAACUUGUAGUUUGUUUAGUAUAAUACUAAAUACCAAAACCGAGAAAUGAAAGAUUUUGAAUCUCAAAGCAUUUGUAUUUCUUAUGGUAUUUUUAUCAUCAUAAUUAUGAUAUUAAUACAAUAAUGUAUCAUGAUUAAAUUUCUCCAUUCCACAUUUUAAUGAAAAUAUGACACGCAUUCACUUAACUAAAAAAAAUUUAAGGGAGUGAUUUGUAAUUAUCAUAAACUUCAGAGGUAUUGGAUACUUAACUGUGAUGAUUAUUCACACUAUAUUGAAGCUUUAAGAGAAUUCUAGUACUGUACUGUAAUGGAACUCAUAUUAUUCUGGUCACAGAUCUGAUAACUUUUCCCUUAAUGAUAAUGUGAGGUUGAAUGCACAGGUACUGUAUAGAUGUUGGUAAUUUGAAUGUUUCCUGCACACAAGGAAAUACUGUACUGUAUAGGCUGUUUGUGAGUAACAGCAUCAUGAAUUUAGUGUAAUAAUUUGUCUCAACGUGCAGCUUCAGGGUUGAGUGGUUUUUUAUACACCGUAUAUGUACAAGUGUCAGAAUAAUUUUGGUAAUACUACAGUAAAUUGUAAUUCCUGUAUACAGUAUGAAAAUCUCUUUCAAGCUUUUACAUUUACAAAAAAAAGAAAGAAAUUGUAAUGAAGUAUACUCGCUACAUAAAGUAUCUACAAGGUGGGAUCCAAUGGAUGCCAAAAUGAACACUGACUCCUGUUGUGUUGGUAGGGUUGUCAAAAUCCUUCAUCCAUUGUAUGUUGUCUAGCAAAAAAUUAUGCAGAUACUUUUUGUAGUGAGCAUACCUGUAUCUCAAGUUAAUACCUUUUGUUUAAAAGAGUAAAAUAUGCAGCACAGUACUGUAUACAGGUAUAUGUUAACUAAUUUACUGGCAGAAAAGAAUCCAAGUUACAAUUGUUUUUAAGAUUUGUAUUUAUUCUGGUUGUUAUUGCUUUAAGCUGUAGUGCUGCUGUUAAAAGAUAUGAUAAAAAUCUGAUCUUAGCCAGCAUGUUCAACCUGCUUGCAAAAUUGUCAACAUUUUGAUGAACUCAUUGUACUGCAGCUAUAUGUAUAUGUAUAUACCAUAGAUGAACAGACUAUGGGUUCUGUGGACAGAUGUAUCCACAAAAAGUGACUACUUAAAUAAGGUUUCCUCUCUUUUGGGUUGAAAAAAGUGGCUUAUUUUUAAUAUUGUCCAAGGCUUGGCAUGUGGGAAUGUUUUGCAAGACAUUAAUAAAUUCAGGGUAGGAGGUAGGAGACUGUAUUUUAUCAAGAUUUACUGGAUUAAUUAUUGUCACAGUAAAUACAGAAAUUGAUUGAAGUUCUGGAGUUAUGAUUUUGGCAAGUUCAAGUUAGACAAUGGCAUAUUUAAUAAUGAUCUUUUGCUCCAUUUUUCCGUCAAUAUUUCUCAGGGAGACACAAUAUAAGUAUUUUACAUCAUCUCAUGUGAGAGGAGAGAGUGAUCUUUAGAAGAAUAGUGAGUGCUAUUUUUCAUCAUCGUAGAUGGUCUUUUUAAGACAUAUGCCCAUUAUAUCAAGCUUAAAAUUCAGAUUGGAUAUGAUAUAUAAUGAAAAAUAUGAGAGAAAUAGAUGGCUUCCACUUGUGGUGGUUGAAUGGCACUAGAGAUUCUGCAACACUAAACCAAUCCAUGUCUGACUCAUGCUUACAGCUUCAGUCAAAUGAGGGUCUGCCUCCACAUGACAGUAAGGGACGAGGUUUGAUUGAAGGUUUAAAAUUUCUCACGUCACAUUGUUUUCAGUAUUUUGGUGUAAAAUGAUUGAGGUGAUGCUGGUUGUAAUAAUUUGUUAGCGAUAAGCCAGUUAAUGUGAUUGGAAAAAACACUUUUCAAAUUAUAAAUGCAUUUUAUGUACAAUCAAAGACAAAAGUCAUGUCGUGGCUUUGUCCAAAGAUUAAAUAUAACUCGUGAAACAUUAUGAGAGCCCCCUACCACAAGGCAGAGCGCACCAAAAGUUGAGCCCUUGGCAUAUGUUUUCACCAAAUUUCACGACACGACUUUUGUCUUUCUUUGUACAUACAGUCGUUCAUGUAGAAUUACAAUUGAAAAUGCAAUAUUAAUAAAAUAAAAAAAUCUAAGUGACACUUUGGUGUUACGGGUAAAAUGCAACUAUGACAUUCCACUUGCUGCUAGGUUAUGACUGACCAGUGUUUUUAUGCAGGCUAUCACUUGUCAUCCUUGGUCUUUGUACAGUAUAUCUAAUUUCUUUUUCUAAGACUUGCAACUCUCUUAUACAGCUUCAGUUAUCAGAGGCUGAGUUUAAGCCCAUUAAAAGGCAAGCAAAUAAAUUUUUGAGUAUCCUAUAACAAAAGGUAUACCUGUACUAUUUACUUUUCAUUUAAGGUUUGUUAAGAAUGUUAAUAAUUUUAUUAUUACCUUUAAUUACCGAUAGCUGCAAAGUGAAUGUACUGUAUGUGGUUACUCGUGUCUUGAAUCUUAGUUUGGUUCUUGGUUUUAGUAUUAAGACUUGCAUUUAAUUUUUAAACCAAGGCUUAAUAAUGUGUGCAGUUAAUUAUUUUUUUUAAUUAGUGUUUGUGGGCAGAUGCCUUAAAUCAGUUAUUUACAGUAUGUUAAUCCUGAACUACUGGUAGUUUUUAGAGAAUUCUCAUGGAUAUUUGGGAAAAGAAUUUUGUAAUCUUUCAUGAUAUUUUGGGUAUAGUGUAGUAGCAUCCUCCUGAAUGCCUAGUUAACUCUAUGCAGUACAUUAUUAUGUUUUUUUUUAUAGAAUGAAUGAUACUGUAUGACUAUAGGUUGAGUAUAGUAGCUUUUUUUUGGUGGCCUUUUUAUAUGUAACCAGUAUGUAGUUUUGGAGUUGUGGUUGUGUUACAAUAGAAAUACUUUGUUAUCCAUGGUGCUUCCAGAUUUCAAAGCACUUGUUGACUGAGGAGUCACCUUAAAGUUAAGAGCUCAUUGUUUGAAUUUGAGACUGCUAUUGAAAGACUUUUUAUCCACCACUUGUCCAUUUCAUAUACAGGAUACGUACUGAUAUUUUCGUUUGAUUUUGUUAUGGUUUAGGUACAACUUAGUUUAACAAAUGUAUUCAGAGGAAGCACCUCACUUUUUAAACUAUUUUAUGGGCACCACUUUGAUCUAGUCACCCACGAGUUCUUCCAAGUUUCUACCUUUUAAACCUGGGGUGGGAGAAGUCUUCUACAAUCACUUCUCAGUUUCUAUCUAAACUAUUUUUGUGAAACAUCUUUACUUAAAACAGCCAAACCACAUUUAAAUAUCCAAAUCCAGAGGAUAUGUUACAAAAAUAAUCUUUAUUUUCAUGCGUUUCCCUUCGCAUAUCUACCCCACUUCCGUGAUAUUCUUGAAAAUCACUUCUGUACUCGUAACUGAAUAGAUUUGUAACAGAUUUUUUGUAUGGUUUAGCAAAUUUCUUCUAAAUUAGAAAUCCCCAGAGUGCAACUAAGGUCAUAAUGUAUAAAGUUUUCUUUAACAUUUCAGUCAAUUUAAGUGUAUUCCAUGCUUUCAUCUUCCUGUUUUUAGUUCACUGUGUUGUUAUCCUUACUUCCAUUCCUGUAACUCCAACUUUUGAGCUGUGCUAGUCACGUUUGUGACUGACUCGUUCACUCACUGUGCUGACCGACCUGCUGAUAUAACUUAAAGACCAUUUCUUGAAUGCCUUUUUUUACAUAUUGUUUUUAUAUCAUUUUAAGGAUCAUAUUUUUUAUGUAGCUUCCCUUAUGUAGCAUGACAUCAUUUAAAAAGGAAAAGAAAGAAAGGUUUAGUUUGUACACACCGUAAAGCUCCAUAAGCCUCAAUCCCUGAAUCAAUGUUUUUGGUUAUACAGUAGAGGCAGUAAGUGUAACAUCAGCAUAAUCAUAAACAAAUUUAUAUUGUUAUAUAUAUUUGAGGAACAUUCAGUUUAUUGUUCAGAUAACUAGUUUCACAACAUAUGAUAUCUGUUGUACUGUAUAUGUCUACAAUUUCAUGGAUAUUUUGUGUAAUUGUUAAUUGACAAUAAGAGAGCAGGAGUUGGCAAACUGUGAUCACAUGUGUGUGCACUAGGUUGAAUGACAAUGAUACUUUGAAACCGUUACAACUAGACUAUCGUUAAUGGUUGCUGACGAGGGGAAAAUAUCUCCCCCCAAAAAAAAAAGCAGCUAAGCCUCUGUGAUUCUUUCAUAAUUGUACACAGUGACUACAUGGCAUUUUAUUCCUUGUCAUAAUGCACAUAAUUCAGGCAUGUUUACAAGCAACUGUCAUUGAGCACAUUGUUAUAAUCGCUAAACAUGCCAAUAUAUAUACUGUAUGCUGUAAACACAUGGAUACGUACAUACAUCCAUAUAGUAAUCCCUCACCAACUGUGGGGGUUAUGUUCUAGAAUUCUCCCACAGUUGGCAAUGGAAAUAAGGGUUUUAGUAAAGUGACCCCUGAGACAUACCUAAAGCUCUAUAAUGUGCAGCUCAAGGUUUAACCCCUUGAGUAUGGGGGCUUCUCUGUGCUUAUUAAAAUUGCCUGGGGUCCCAUAGUGAAUGGGUUAGAAGAAACAUAAAGUCAACCCUCGCCUUACUCGGUCCCACUUUACGCGUUUCCACGUUUACGCGGUACCCUGCCGAACACGGAAUGCUCACUUUCUGCGGUGUGUGUACCCUUUUACGCGGAGAGCGGCGCGAGCAGGGUGCGCACAAGGUCG